Apaloderma vittatum (bar-tailed trogon) is the source of this 977-nucleotide messenger RNA. RefSeq names its product FEZ family zinc finger 1 (gene FEZF1). Gene Ontology annotation, cellular component: nucleus. NCBI's taxonomy places the organism in Eukaryota, Metazoa, Chordata, Aves, Trogoniformes, Trogonidae. The record is from RefSeq and is a predicted model, not a curated record. The transcript is spliced from 5 exons. The annotation marks the transcript as partial.
AUGGACAAUAGUGGCCACCACACGGCGACCAAAAUCCUAGCGACUCCUCCGGCCAGAGAAAGCCUGUCUGCCAGGAGCAACAUGAUCAGCACGCCCAAGCCCCUCGCCUUCUCCAUUGAGCGCAUCAUGGCGCGGACGCCAGAGCCCCGCUCCAUCCCCGUCCCGCAGCUCCUCCACGGCUCCGUGGCCAAAGGCGACCCCAAGCACCCGCUGCACCUCAACUCCUCCAUCCCCUGCAUGAUCCCUUUUGUCCCGGUGGCGUACGACCCCCUGCCCAAAGCGGCAGUGGCCGGAGCGGAACCCAGGAAGGCUCAUUUAGACUCCUCUUCCUCGCCCUCCUUUAGCUGCGGCGAUCUCUUGAACUGUGCCCUGAGCUUGAAAGGAGAUUUCCCCCGCGAUGCCCUGCCCUUGCAGCAGUACAAACUGCCCAAGGCUUACCUGGCGGAGCGGAACAAGCUGGUGCUGCCGGCCGUGGACAAGUACCCGGCGGGGGUCGCCUUCAAGGACUUAUCGCAGGCUCAGCUCCAGCAUUACAUGAAAGAAAGCGCUCAGAUCCUCUCGGAAAAAAUCGCUUACAAGACCUCGGAGUUCAGCCGCGGCUCCCCGAGCAGCAAGACCCAAGUUUUCACUUGCGAUUUCACUCCUAAGGUAUUUAAUGCACAUUAUAACUUAACUCGCCAUAUGCCGGUGCACACGGGAGCCAGACCCUUUGUUUGCAAAGUUUGCGGGAAGGGCUUCAGACAAGCGAGUACGCUCUGCCGGCACAAGAUCAUCCACACCCAGGAAAAGCCACACAAGUGCAACCAGUGCGGCAAAGCCUUUAACCGCAGCUCGACCCUGAACACGCACACGCGAAUACACGCCGGCUACAAACCUUUUGUCUGUGAAUUUUGUGGCAAAGGAUUUCACCAGAAAGGCAAUUACAAAAACCACAAGCUGACUCACAGCGGGGAGAAGCAGUUCAAGUGCAAUAUCUG